Molecule: messenger RNA, 786 nt
Organism: Arvicanthis niloticus (Nile rat)
Lineage: Eukaryota; Metazoa; Chordata; Mammalia; Rodentia; Muridae
Product: BPI fold-containing family A member 1
Biological process (GO): antimicrobial humoral immune response mediated by antimicrobial peptide; immune response in nasopharyngeal-associated lymphoid tissue; antibacterial humoral response
Molecular function (GO): lipid binding
Source: RefSeq, a predicted model, not a curated record
AUGUUUCUAGUUGGGAGCCUCGUUGUCCUCUGUGGGCUGCUGGCCCAUGGCACAGCCCAGCUGGCAGGUCUGCCUCUGCCACUGGGCCAGGGCCUGCCCCUGCCCCUGGGCCAGGGUCUGCCUUUGGCUGUAAGCCCAGCACUGCCUUCAAAUCCCACAGAUCUUGCUAGAAGCUUCACAGAUGCUGUCAGUGAUGGCCUGCUGUCUGGAGGACUACUGGACAUUUUGCAAAAUAUUCCACUCCUGGAUGUUAUAAAGUCUGGAGGAGGCAAUUCUAAUGGCCUUGUUGGGGGCCUGCUUGGAAAACUGACGUCAUCAGUUCCUCUCCUGAACAACAUCCUUGACAUAGAAAUCACUGAGCCCCAGCUGCUGGAACUGGGCCUUGUGCAGAGCCCUGAUGGCCAUCGUCUCUACGUCACCAUCCCUCUGGGCUUGAAACUCAAAGUGAAUAUGCCUGUAGUUGGAAGUCUUUUGGAAUUGGCUGUGAAGCUGAACAUCACUGCAGAAGUCUUAGCCGUGAAAGACAAUCAGGGGAGGAUUCAUCUGGUUCUUGGUGACUGCACCCACUCCCCUGGCAGCCUGAAAAUCACCUUACUCAAUGGAGUCACUCCUGUUCAAAACUUUUUAGACAACCUCACAGGGAUACUGACUAAAGUCCUUCCUGAGCUGAUCCAGGGCAAGGUAUGUCCUCUGGUCAAUGGGAUUCUCAGUGGUUUGGAUGUUACCCUGGUACAUAACAUUGCUGACUUACUGAUCCAUGGACUACAGUUUGUCAUCAAAGUUUAG